Gongylonema pulchrum is the source of this 348-nucleotide messenger RNA. Lineage: Eukaryota; Metazoa; Nematoda; Chromadorea; Rhabditida; Gongylonematidae. The record is from the annotation of a GenBank genome assembly.
AUGAUCGAUAUCCCGCCUGUUGCGGCGUCAAUUUUGUGGAUCCGUCAAAUUGAUGCGAAACUAACGCAGUAUAUGAAGCGUAUCGAGGAUGUUCUUGGACGUGGUUGGGAAAAUCAUGUUGAAGGUAUGAGUGAUCUGACAACAUCAAUUCUGGAAUCGGGGCAUGCAAUGCCACAAUGCUCGUACACGCUGCACCGUGAUUCGCCCAACGGGCCUAUCCUGCGAUACGCCCGAGUGGGCGACAUUGUCUUUCAUGUAUGGGAUUGCCCGUCUGAUGUUUAUGCAAUGCUCAUUCACACUUGCUACAUUUUGGAUGGACAGGGCGGCGAACAUCAAGUGCUCAACUGA